This is a messenger RNA of Colias croceus (clouded yellow), 4246 nucleotides long. RefSeq names its product ubiquitin carboxyl-terminal hydrolase CYLD (gene CYLD). Gene Ontology annotation, molecular function: cysteine-type deubiquitinase activity; K63-linked deubiquitinase activity. The record is from RefSeq and is a predicted model, not a curated record. Lineage: Eukaryota; Metazoa; Arthropoda; Insecta; Lepidoptera; Pieridae. Gene Ontology annotation, biological process: protein K63-linked deubiquitination. Gene Ontology annotation, cellular component: cytosol. Bases 133 to 2019 code for a protein of 628 amino acids. The transcript is spliced from 12 exons.
GAAUUCGUGUUUAAUUGAAAUUUAGGAACUAGUUCAGUUGCUUUUUAAUUACAUUACAAUUGAAAUGAUAAAUUGAGGAAAACCGCACACUAGUUACUGGGGAACAGUUUAAAUAAAUAAAAUAGCAGUAAAAUGAAUCAUGAAGUUCAUCAGAAGCAAGAAUCUAAGAGUGCCAGCAACAGGGAGCCGCAGAUAGACCUCUUCAGUAUAAUCGGAGGUAGUUGGCCUCCCCCACCAAAAGAACCAGAAAAACCAAAAUAUGGAACAUUGCCACAAAGUCCUAAAAGAACUAUGCAGCGAACACCUCAAAACGAAAGAGUGAAAUCAGUUAAUUUGAUCAAUCAUCUUGCACCAGAUAGGCGAAGGAAACCGACAACAUCAAACUAUUCCAUUACUAGUGAAACAACCAAUCAGUACACCAAAAUGGUGCAUGAUACAAAGAAGAUUGAAACUGGAAUCCUUGUAGACGUAUGCAGCAAUGAAGCCCCUGAAGAAUUGUAUGAUACUCCAUCGUUGGGUUCUCCGAGAGCCGCCCAGCAGUCUCGGCCGCAACCUCAGGCACAAUCACCUUUGCAUUUGCAAGAGGAUAUAGGAGUUGGUUCCUUAGUGGAGGUGGCGACAGAUGUUGAUCAACAUCACUAUGGUGUCGUGAGAUGGAUCGGAGUUAUAGAUGACACGGCAACAGCGGGCGUGGAGCUGGAGCAGAACGUGUGCGGGCUGGGCGACGGGUCGCGCCACGGGCAGCGGCUGUUCGCGUGCGCGGCGGGGCGCGCGCUGUUCGUGCCGCUGGCGCUGUGCCGCCGCGACGCGCGCUUCCGCGACACGCCGCCGCCCGACCGCGCGCGAGCGCACCACGCGGAACACUUCGAUCAGCCUGACUGUCCCGUGGUUCCCGGUGUGGUUCCACCGUUAAACUCGCUCGGAGAACUAGCGGGGAAGAACCGCGGGAUUCAAGGACAUCACAACUCCUGCUAUCUCGACGCAACCCUAUUCGCUAUGUUCACAUUCACUAGUGUGUUUGAUGCACUCUUAUAUCGACCGCCCGAACCAGAGGAUUCUCCCCACUACUCCGAAGUACAGCAAGUGUUACGUGAAGAGAUAGUGAAUCCACUCCGUCGCCAUGGUUACGUACGCGCCGAUAGAGUUAUGAAACUGCGCACUCUAUUGGAGCGGCUCUCUGACGUACCUGGACUUACUUCGGAGGAAAAGGACCCAGAAGAAUUUUUAAACGGUUUGGUAGCACAACUAUUAAGAGCAGAACCAUUCUUGAAACUAUCAUCGGGCCAAGAGUCAUACUGUUAUCAGCUUUUUGUAGAAAAAGACGAACAUGUUACAUUACCCAGCGUACAACAGUUGUUGGAGCAGUCCUUCGCCACUUCUGGAGUCAAACUGAGCGAGGUUCCAGCAGCGUUUAUAAUCCAAAUGCCAAGGUUUGGGAAAAAUUAUAAGCUGUAUCAAAGAGUUCUACCGUCACCACUUCUGGACGUAACAGAUCUAAUUGAAGGAUUACCCCGUCAAUGCAGUGUAUGUGGCGGUCUAGCGCGCUGGGAGUGCAGCGCGUGCGCAGCGGGAGGCGCGGUCGAUUCCGGCGCACUGUGUAAUUCAUGUCUGCGGUUGGCACAUGCUACUCGCUCGCAUAAGGCAACACCAUUGUCGAUUUGUGAAGAGUACGCCAACAUUUUGGAGUCUUGUCCCGUACCUAGAGUUUAUAUGGAGUUAUUUGCAGUAUUAUGUAUAGAAACAAGCCAUUAUGUCGCUUUUGUCAAGACUGGCGUUGCACAUGAUGCUCCGUGGUGUUUCUUCGAUUCUAUGGCUGAUAGAAAAGGCGAGCGCAACGGCUACAACAUACCCGAGAUAGUGGAGAUCGACGAGCUCGGCGCGUGGCUCAGCGAUGAAGGCGGUCGGGCACUACACGCGGCCGCACCACAUGACCGCCAACUACCCGCACCCGCCAAGCGCUUACUAGCCGACGCGUACAUGUGCUUCUAUAGGAGCCCCGACGUCGCUAUGUACAGAUAGACGUGUGGUUGUGGGCGGUGACGUCACUGCGUACGAGCAGCUCACCGGCUGCCCGUACCCAAGCGCUUACUAGCCGACGCGUACAUGUGCUUCUAUAUGAGCCCCGACGUCGCUAUGUAUAGAUAGACGUGUGGCUAUGGGCGGUGACGUCACUGUGUACGAGCAGCUCGCCGGCUUGCCGCUCGACCGCCAGCUACCCGCACCCAAGCGCUUACUAGCCGACGCGUACAUGUGCUUCUAUAGGAGCCCCGACGUCGCUAUGUACAGAUAGACGUGUGGUUGUGGGCGGUGACGUCACUGUGUACGAGCAGCUCGCCGGCUUGCCGCUCGACCGCCAGCUACCCGCACCCAAGCGCUUACUAGCCGACGCGUACAUGUGCUUCUAUAGGAGCCCCGACGUCGCUAUGUACAGAUAGACGUGUGGUUGUGGGCGGUGACGUCACUGUGUACGAGCAGCUCGCCGGCUUGCCGCUCGACCGCCAGCUACCCGCACCCAAGCGCUUACUAGCCGACGCGUACAUGUGCUUCUAUAGGAGCCCCGACGUCGCUAUGUACAGAUAGACGUGUGGUUGUGGGCGGUGACGUCACUGCGUACGAGCAGCUCACCGGCUGCCCGUACCCAAGCGCUUACUAGCCGACGCGUACAUGUGCUUCUAUAGGAGCCCCGACGUCGCUAUGUACAGAUAGACGUGUGGCUAUGGGCGGUGACGUCACUGUGUACGAGCAGCUCGCCGGCUUGCCGCUCGACCGCCAGCUACCCGCACCUACAUGUGCUUCUAUAGGAGCCCCGACGUCGCUAUGUACAGAUAAACGUGUGGUUGUGGGCGGUGACGUCACUGUGUACGAGCAGCUCGCCGGCUUGCCGCUCGACCGCCAGCUACCCGCACCCAAGCGCUUACUAGCCGACGCGUACAUGUGCUUCUAUAGGAGCCCCGACGUCGCUAUGUACAGAUAGACGUGUGGUUGUGGGCGGUGACGUCACUGUGUACGAGCAGCUCGCCGGCUUGCCGCUCGACCGCCAGCUACCCGCACCCAAGCGCUUACUAGCCGACGCGUACAUGUGCUUCUAUAGGAGCCCCGACGUCGCUAUGUACAGAUAGACGUGUGGUUGUGGGCGGUGACGUCACUGUGUACGAGCAGCUCGCCGGCUUGCCGCUCGACCGCCAGCUACCCGCAUCCAAGCGCUUACUAGCCGACGCGUACAUGUGCUUCUAUAGGAGCCCCGACGUCGCUAUGUACAGAUAGACGUGUGGUUGUGGGCGGUGACGUCACUGUGUACAGAUAGGCUGAUGGGGGCUGCUGAUAAUAGAACAGUGACGUCACUAAGUGCAGAUAGACUGAUGAGAUCUGCAGCUUCUGGUACUGAUCACCAUAUACUGGUUGCUGGAGAUUCGACGUCGCUUCUUUCUGAAGGCUGCUGUGUGUGAACUUUGAUCAAUGAAGUGACUUUUGCAUAAUUAUAGAACUUAGAAGACAGCUAUGUUAUAAUACCUCUAUAUGGGGGGAAUGAGUAAGGUAAAUGAUGUUGAAUAAAUUUUUUGUAACAAAACCCCAACAUUCUUAAAAUGGAUACGCAUUAUAAAUUUAGUAGUAAAGCCUGAACCGGAACUCGUUAAUGCCUGUAGCUACUUCUGGGAUUGACUUUAGCUAUAUUAUUUUAAAAAACUAUUUUAUAUCUAUUUGGGGGCAAUAUCAAUGCAAUUUCUUCACUCAUACAUAAUUUGAUACUUGUAGAAAAGACAGUUCACUUUGAGAGUUUAUAAAUUAUGUAGGAUAGCCUCACGUGUCUCAGUGCAAAAUAAAACUUGUUAAAUCUGUAAAUCGUGUGAAUACACAAUAAUUGAAAACAACAGAAUGAUAUUUGCAUAAUAUAUUACAGAUAAAAAAUAUAUUCAUCACAUUUUUCUAAUCUUAUUUCGACUACUAGUAUCUAAGAUUUCAUCAAUACAUUUGUAAAUAUCAAUUUAUCAUAUUAUAUUAUCUAUAAAAAUAAUGAGUUAUACUUUAAUAACAUAAUAUGGCAGUAUUGUGUUUAAUACAUUUAUGUAUAUUAAAUUAGUAAAAAAAGUAUGAUAGACUUAAAGGGCUUUAAAUUAAAAUAUAACAAAUGCAUUUUGUUACAUAAUAUAUCUGCCGUUGAAUAUUAUCACUAUAGCAUUAAAAUAUUAUUUAUUAUUUAUGAAUGAUUUAAUUUAAUACAGAGAAAUAAAUUAUAUUCACUCAUUAA